Messenger RNA from Jaculus jaculus (lesser Egyptian jerboa), 3339 nucleotides. RefSeq names its product regulator of G protein signaling like 1 (gene Rgsl1). Bases 1 to 3339 code for a protein of 1112 amino acids. NCBI's taxonomy places the organism in Eukaryota, Metazoa, Chordata, Mammalia, Rodentia, Dipodidae. The transcript is spliced from 22 exons. The record is from RefSeq and is a predicted model, not a curated record.
AUGAGCAACGCGGAGAUCAUCGGUUCUACAAAUCUUAUCAUUCUUCUGGAGGACGAAAUCUUUGCUGACUUUUUCAACACCUUUCUAUCUCUCCCGGUCUUUGGUCAGACACCAUUUUAUGAUGUUGAGAGCGCACAGUGGAGCUUGUGGCCAGAAAUACCGUGUGACUUGAUUGCCAAGUACAAAGGAUUAUUGACCUGGUUGGAAAAAUACCGGUUAUCUUUCUUCUGUAAAACAACUUUGUGUUUCUAUUACAUUCUCUGUCAGGAACUCAUCAGUUUCAUUAAGUCCCCAGAAGGAGCCAAGAUGAUGAGGUGGCAAGAGGCAGACCAGUGGCUCCUCCUGAAAUGUGUCGGUGGGGUCCGCGGGAUGUGGCGCUUCUGUUCCUACCUCAAGGGCAGUGCAGGAGAAGAGCUGGUGGAUUUCUGGAUCCUGGCUGAGAAGAUCCUGGGCAUAGAUGAAACGGACACAAACGUGAAGGAUCACUACCUGUCCCUCCUCUUCGUGCUGAAGGCCACCCACCUGCAGGAGGGCUCCAGGGUGGUGACUCUCUGCAACACAAACAUCAAAUCCCUCCACAACCUUUCCAUCUGGCACCCCAGCCAGUCUACCACCCGAAGGGAGAUCCUGAGCCACAUGCAGAAGGUGGCUCUGUUCAAAAUCCAGAGCUACUGGCUCCCUAACUUCUACACCCACGCCAAGCUGUCAAUGGCUAGCGAGGAAGCGUGCCACAGCCUAAUGCAGGAGUAUGAGACGCGCCUGUGCAGCGUGUGCUGCAGCCACUCGGGAGGGCUGCCCCUGAACAUGAGCGUCAAGAAGAGCUCCUGCUCGCAAAAGAAGUACUCAACCAAGAAGGCCAAGCGGAAGAUGUGGCGUGUCAUCAACCCUGCCUCUUGCUAUCUGGAUAUGGAACCGAAGGCAGAGGUCAUCACUAAGAGCCCGCAGGAGCCGAGUCCUGACGCCAAGGUGGUGGCGCGCAUCCCAACCCUGCCUGUGAUUUCUUCCGAGGGACCCGUGUGUUUCCUGGAGAAGGACAGUGACUGUGCCAAGAAGCCCACUGUGAAGAAACCCAAGGGCCACCUUCAUAUGGAGGGCGUCUUUGAGAACAAGUUCUCUGCUCACUUGAGGACGUCCACUCCGCUUGUCAAUCACUCUUCCUCGGAGACCACCAUUAAGAAGGCCAUCAAGCAGAACCUGUCCUUCGAGUACACUCACUGGGCCCUGUGUGCAGACGUCUAUGCAGGGAAUCCCUUCCGCAACCACCUGAAGAAGAUGAAUUUGAAGGCGGAGGUGCAACUCCUGGACCUUUGGCAGGACUUACAGCAUUUCCUCAGCGUUCUCACGGACAACAGGAAGAAGGGGGAUGCCAUCUUCCGUCACAUGCUUGGCAAUAGAAUCUGUGAGCUCUAUUUGAAUAAGCAUAUUGGUCCACACUUACCACUCACACCUCAAAUCAUUCAGGGCCUAAAGAUGCUGCUACCUUCUGGGGAAGUGAACCCUUGGAUUCCAAAAGCCCAGAAGGAAAUCUGCAAGGUGCUCAGCCCCUGGUACCAUGAGUUCCUGGAUGAAGAGGACUACUGGUUUCUCAUGUUCACAACACGGCUCGUCAAAGGCCAGUGGCAUAAAAAAGGAUCGACGAGCAGAGAAGAGAACCUUUUCCUUUAUAAGAGGGUACAGGAAUCUCUGAAGUUAAACAAAGCUUUGGCUAACAUGGAGGAAAUGACUUCCAUAGAGUGGCAAAAGGUCGCUACUGAGGACAUGAGGCAAGGCGGGUCUCUCCAGGUAGAAAUGAAAUCCCCAGUGUUUAUGGAAGACAUAAGCAAAAUGACUUUUGAGGAGCUGUGCUAUAAGAAUCCAAAGAUGGCCAUAGCAAAGAUCAGUGAAGAUUACAAACUAUAUUGUCAAAGAGCACCUCCAAAAGAUCUUACAGUGGAAAUUAUCAGACAACCGAAGGUGAUUUCACACUUAAAUAGGAAAAUACCUUUUGCUAAAAAAACUGUUGUAAGGAAGCCUUCCAUGAGACCCAGAAACAUGACAGAAAUCCUCCUAAAUACACAGCACCAGGAGUUCUUCGGGGAGUUCCUCAGAGAGCGGAAGGCUGACACGCCGUGGCAAUUCUUGAUUGCCAUACAGAAGAUCAGUAUGGAGACCAACGAGAAAGCUUACAAGUCUGCCCUGGAAAAUAUCACCAAGACGUUCUUCCACAGCAAAAUCCCUCCUGAAGAAAUUCUGCAGUGCAAUGCCCCUAUUGUCAAAGAAAUCGCUCACAUGCAUCACAUAAACACAACCACACUGCUCAUGCUCCAAGGGUUCGUCAUGAAAUCUUUGGAAGAGAAAUGGUUUAAAGAUUACCAGGACAUGUUCCCAGCACGGCCUGUAGAGAUGGAAAGUGAAUUUUCAUCUGCCAGUAGGAAGCCUUCAAAGGCAGCCUACCUACAGGAAACCCAGAAAACUGGCUGGCGGAAAAUUGUCAACUUUAUCAAGAGCUUUUGCAAGUAUCGCCGAUAUAUAACAAAUGCCAACACACGCCAGCAGUUUAUGGACUUUCUCUGCAUGGAAAUGCAUAACAAAGACAAUUUCUCCACAUCACCCACUACAUCAGGACGUCACACUCCAAUGUCUACAAGUACCCGGAGCACAGAGCAGGAAAAUGGAGAAAUAAUCCUUGUAAAACGCCGGAUAUUUGGCCAUAGGAUCAUCACUGUCAACUUUGCAAUUAAUGACAUGUAUUUCUUUUCUGAAAUGGAGAAAUUUAAUGAUCUGGUGAGUUCAGCUCACAUUCUACAGGUCAAAAAAGCAUUCAAUGAGAAUGAUAUCAUACUACUGCGGUCCAAACUCAACAUCAUCCUGAAGCUCUUCCUGGUUUCUGACAUUCCUCCAAAGCUGAGGGUGAACAUCUCUGAGUCUCAGAAGGAUGUCAUCCUUGCUGCUAUUACAGAGGGUCACCUGGACCGAACCAUCUUCCAUGGGGCUAUCAUGUCUGUCUUCCCUGUCAUUAUGUACUUCUGGAAAAGAUUUUGUACCUGGAAGGUAACUCACUGUUACUUAGAGCACAUGGGGAAAAAGACCAAGGAUAAAAGAAGUCCUCCUAAAUCGGCAUAUAAGUGCCCGCCUUGGAGUGGAGGUGACCACGCUGUGUUAAGGUUCACCUUGCUCAAAGGUGUCGAAUGGUUACGGCCUCAGCGGGAUCUGCAAACAAACUCAGCCCAAAACUCGUCAUCUAGCAUCCUCACUUACCCGAGACCUAGAUCAUCUGCCAAACGGCUGUAUUCCGCCCCAGGACAAAAAAGCCCUAACACCAAAAAGAAGAAGAAGAAGAAGAAAAAGAAGAAGAAGUGA